AUGCCGCUCGCAGCAACGAUUGGGACUGCAGACGCUGCAGCCAUGUCUGCGUCUGCGCCAGCGCCUGGCUCGGCUGCCGUUUCUGGGACCGAGACACCUCAUCCGGUGACGGUAGCGACGAGGUCUUUCAAAGCCUCUGAGCUACCAUUAUCGUCCGCUGUCCGGACAGCCAUCGAAGGGCUUGUGCACACGUUUAAGAAGAAGGGUGGCUACGAUGCCAUUCGGAAGCAGACGUGGGAGAAGUUUGAGGCUAGCGGCUACGAAGAAAACGUGACGAAGCGCAUUCUCGAGAUUGCCGAGCAGGAGGUGGAGAGCAAUCCGGCCCAGCUUCUGUCCUUGGACCGGGGCAAGGCUGCGGCGCUCAUCGACGGUGCCCUGGACCGAGGCAGAGUCUACCAAAACGCCCAGGAGGUCAUCGAGGCGCUCAUUGACUCGGACGCCAUCGAGUCGCAUCUCCGCGAGAUCCGACGGGCCGAAAUUGGCGACGAAGCGGCCUCGGACGAGCUGGCGCGCGGCGCGCGUACGGACGAAGAAUAUGCCACGGAAACUGCCCAGCGCCGUGCUGAGCGUGAGCGGGUGCGACAGGAGCUGCGCGCAGUGGAAGAGAGCAAGCGUCGGCUGGAGCGAGAGAUCCGCGAGAAAGAGGAGGCGCGACGGCGUGAAGAGGAGCGGGAAGCCCGUGAGGCCCGGCGUAAGGAGGAACGUGAAAAGGAAGAGCGGCGUGAGAAGGAGCGAGAAGAGCGACGUCGAGAGCGAGAGCGAGAGCGCGACCGGGAACGGGAACGGGAACGGGAACGCGACCGCGAUCACGAGGUGGCGGGCGGGAAGCCGGAAGAGCUAAAGAAGCAGCUUUCGGGCGAGGAGCUGCAGCGGCUGGAGGAGUUGGCGAUGCAGGACCUCCUGCGCGAGAGCAAGGCGUCGCGAGCGGCGAAGCAGCCAGAGAUGGAGAUCGACGAGACGCUAGCUCCUCCACCACGCAAGGCGAUGCCGGCGUCGGCGAUCCAGCCGAUACGGCGAAUCCCACCCAAGGCUCCUGCGGACAAUACAAAGGUGCAGCCAGCAGAGAGCGUGGUCAGCGGCAGCAGGCCGGAGCCAAAAGCCCAGGCCCAAAUGCAGGCACCUCCGACGGAAGCGAAUAUUCUGAUGCAUGAGGGCAAAGGCGGUGUCAAAACUGCUGCAGCCGUGAAAUCGUCGCCCAGAACAGAGCCAGCGGUAGUAGCGAAGGACAAGUCCGAGACGAAGCCGGCCAAAGCGACGGACGAGACGGCUAGCGGCAGUGCAAAGACGGCAAAGACGGCCACGCCCGCUCGAGAGCCGUCUCGGCAUCGUGAUAGAGACACGAGCCGGCACAGCAGGGCAUCGGAGCGUCGACGCGGACGGCGUUCAGCAUCGCCAGACCGCCGUGGGCGCAGAGAUGGGCGGAGUCGAUCGAUCGGACGGAGACGGGACUAUCGCGAACGGAGUCGAAGCGGAUCGAGAGCUGGUGACCGGCGGAAUGAGAGACGCAGCCGUAGCAGGGAGCACAGGGCAAGGGACAAGGAGGCAACAGGAACAGCAGCAGCAGGGAUGUCUGGGAUGUCAGGGAAGGUUGAUCGCAAAGAGUCGACACGGCGCAGCCGGUCCCGACAUGAUGCUCGAGAUGCGCGGAAACAGACUAGGUCUCCGUCCCGUCGACGAAGAGACUAUCGGGAACGCGAUCGCAGCACAUCGCGGACAUCCAAGCCGAAGGACCGCGAAACAGGUACAGGGGGGCCGAGCCGAGCGCGAUCGAGAUCACGAACAAGGCCGUCGACACGGCGGGAGGACAGGGUAGAGAAGAACGAGAAGAACGAGAAGAACGAAAAGGACCAAAAGGACCAGAGAGAGACAUACCGACGGCGGUCGCAUUCACGAUCCCGCCAGCGCGACGAAAAACGUACGGCGACGGCUUGGGAGAGGAGCCGCUCGCGGGUGCGAUCUGAUCGACGCAGCCGAUCGCCACGAGGAACGGCAGUGGACCGGGCAGAGCGAAAAGAGGCAGAGGCGCGAAAGAGCCGCAGCCGGUCGCCUCCUGGCGGUCCGGGGUCUCUGUCAGCGACGUCGACGACGCGGCCGCCACCAAAUCUGGACCGGGACGGACUGGAGGCGUGGAAGCAGGGCGAGGUGAGGAAGCGGGAGCUGGAGGCCAAAGCAUAUCUGGCAGCACAGAAGGAGGCACGGGAGAAGGGGUUGCCGGUGCCGGGUGUGGACGACAGGCGGAGCACAGGCGGCGUCAGCGCGGGAGCGACGGGGACCAGUGGUGUAGCAGGUGACCGGUCGCCAGAGAUGAAGCGCAAGUACGAGCCGGACGAGAUUGAUCGCUACGUGCCGAAAGAGCGGCGCCACAUUGACCGGGCAGUUUCGGGCGGGACGGUGGACCGAGCGGUAGACCGGGCUGCAGGUCGUGAUCUGCGUGACUUCCGCAACCGAGACGAGCUGACGGCUCGGCGAAGCAGCCGGUCGCGCAGUCGGAGUCCACGGCGAGAGUACCGGGAUCGGGACCGGAUUCGAGUUCGCGACGACAGGGACCGUGACCGAGACCGAGACUGGGACCGGGACCGACGAAGUCGACGAGAGAGAAGUCGCAGUCGAGACCACCCGCAGCCGCAGCCGAAGACGACGGAGCAGAAGCCGCUGAAGCUGGAAAUGGCCUCGAGCGAAGACAGUCGAGGAGACUGA
Molecule: messenger RNA, 2697 nt
Organism: Grosmannia clavigera kw1407
Lineage: Eukaryota; Fungi; Ascomycota; Sordariomycetes; Ophiostomatales; Ophiostomataceae
Product: arginine rich protein
Exons: 4
Coding region: 1-2697 (898 amino acids)
Source: RefSeq, a predicted model, not a curated record